GUUUGACACAGCUGAGACUAAUAACUCAGAGGAGUUUGGAGGAGAGUGACGGGACAAUACAAAGGAAUACUAUUUGGAUUGUCUUUCAAUAGAACAUCGCUUAAUUAUAUAUAUAUUUUUUCUUUCGUCAAAUCAUGUAUUGUAGCAUCUACUUUGGGCUUCUCUUCUUGUGCGUUCAACUCUGCGAGGUGAUUGGAAGUGAUGUUACCACUGCUCUACAAGGUGCCAUUGAGACUGAGUGUCGUGAUCGGUAUUUCUGGGUGUCUGUUGAUGUGGGCUUUGCAGGCCAUGGCAGAUUUGAGGCUGUAGCUGAAAAUGAAGUGCAUAUUAUUAGUGAGGAUCAUGCAUCAAUAUGUGGCUACACUGUGAGGAACUUAAGUGGACGGGCGUCUCUGAGGGCUUCCUAUUUCUCCUGCCAUACCGGAAACCAGAAUGACAACAACUUCCUUUUCAAGCUGAAUGUUGUUUUGACUGACCAUACGGGAAAAGAGAAUAAAUACUCCGUCUCGGAGACAUGCACGCUGCCGGUUGACUGGUCUGCAAAAGAGAUCCUCUGUGAAGAAGACUACAUAGAGGUGACCGUGGCGAGAGGUACACCCUGCAUGACCGAUAAACACCCAAAUAAAGAAGCGUGGCUGGCUGCUCUCGCUUUUGCCCAGAGAUCUGCCAUCUCUGAGUGGCAGAUAAUGUUCCCGAAUCGGGGCGGUUUGGAUGCGAUGUCUAUCUCUGAAGCCAGGCGAAUGGGAUACAUGGUGGAUUCCACUCCAAACAGGGUGGUCUUUCGCUCUGCCUACAAUCAGCCGCAUUCAACAAUCUCAGAGAUUGACGGCAUCGCUGUAGAGGUGAUUAAUGCAACAGUGUUUUUCAGGCAGAAAUGGGCGGUAGUGAUGCUUGACUCGUCUGCAGCAUGUACGAUAGCCCCUAGCUCGUUCGAUGGGUCGAAUUUGCACUGGACGACUCCUAAAGUGAUGAGCCCGCUGGUGCAGGACCCCUCUGGGUUUGUAAGCAGGAGUAUUGAGCUGGGUGUGGAUGCUCAGCUCAUGGACGAGACCAGCAGGAAAGCCAUGGGUUACACACUGGAAGAAGAUGGGCAGGUGGUGCGCGUAUCAGUCCCUUUUGGUGCACCAGGAGGUUACAGAAUGAGCGUAGUUGAAAAUAAUGUCUAUAAAGAGAUGUACAUUGCUUUCCUGUGCUAUGAGCACAUCUACUCUCAUGUGUUUAUGGACGAUACUGAGAUACAGACCAGGCAUCGCCAGCUACUAGUCAUAGAGACGCCACUAGUUUCUCGGAUUCCUUUCACUAUAGAUGAAACGUUGCCAAAUGAAGAGACGUUCACUGUAUAUCUUGGUAGUUUUCCUUCGGAUGUGGAGCUUGUUGCAGUCAAGCUGAAUGAGAAGUAUCUGUCAGUAACAGAUGCCAUUCAACAGCUUUACUUCAUUACAACGAUUCCUCACGUCAAUGGGACCCACGGCUUCAUCAUCAAGAUUCCUUUUGAUGAUAAAUCCGUUAACCGAGCGUAUUUGGGCGAAGGACUUCUCCAGUAUUCUGUGGAAAUUAACUACACCCUAAAUAUAAUCGGGCGAAAUGACACAUUUUUCCACCACGUCUCUGUUGUGGCACACGUUAAUGAUGCUUUCCCUCCGGAUGUUACCGCUUUCUGUACACCACAGAGCAUAAUAUUCACAAUCAAUCAUGUGAGGCAAGCUGGACUUUGGCAGGUUUUUGUGGGGGAUCAAGCUCUCACAUCUGACUUAUCCGGGGAUAAGGGAUACACACUGAAGAACGACAGUAACAGUAUGAUUCUGGAGGUCCCACUCUUCACAUCAGGCUACAUUUAUGAGGACAUCACAUUGCAAAUCUUUGUCGGUGCUUUUGAGAUUCUUAUAAGAGACUCAAAGACUCUGGAGAUUCACAAGAGAACAACUAAGCGCUGUUACUUUCAGACUGAAGACCUAACAGUGUGUUCUGCAGAUGGAAUAAUGACCGUGGUAGCAACUACUACAAAAACCUGGCCAACAGUGCCACCGAGAAGCAUAAGCCUACUAGACAGAAGAUGCAGACCCAAGGAAACGGAUAAAACAAGGGUCAUGUUUUCUUUUGGUGUGGAUACAUGUGGGACUAGAUUUAUGUUGGGCGAUGGCUACAUUGUGUAUGAAAACGAGGUCAUUUCUAAUGAAGAUGCCAUAGUUGACCAGGAAUCAACCAUUAAAAGGCAAUCAGAAUUUAGGCUCACCGUGAGAUGCUUCUAUCCACUUGGCUCUGUUAAGAAGCUGUUUAUAUCAAGAUUUGGACUACAAGGCAACUCUAGCAGCUCUCAGACAGCCUCUGUUUUUGACCCUAAACCAUGGCCAAAUGAACUUCCUCAUGAGACGCAGUUUGCGCAAAGAGGACUUCCGCACCCAACGUAUCCCUCAUCAAAUCAGGACAGGAAGACGUCAGAAGUCCGUUACCAGACCAGCGGUGUCUCCAAGGAAUCUGGUGUGAAACUUGCACCCCAACAGAUUCUCAAUCAUAGCUCCAGUCCACCUGUGACGCAUGCAGGGCAGCAAAACGCUUUUGAAGACCACGGAUCUGUGCUUGUUGAGCUCCCGCAGGAAACGUCUAUGAAAAGGAGUGGCCAAAAUAAUAAUUCUAGGAUGAGUGGCGAUGACAGCUCUGCUUCAGCUUUCUACAGGGGAUCUAAACAUACAUCGCACAUCAUAAACGAAACCUUGCCUUCCAUUUUACAGUCUGUCAUUGCCAUCACUAAUCCAACAAACUACAGCCCAAACAGCGACGAAGUGAGUGACCGGCUUUUCCUGAGGGAGUACACGGACCAUUACGCUCCUGACAGUGGUUUUGAACACUCCCCAGAUCAUUUUAAUGAACUGAUCAACAAUCUGUCCACAAGAGAUCCUUUACUCUAUACUGACAGUAUCAUUCCUGACAAACUUGAAGGUAAAACUAAAGACGGGCAAAAACAUUUGGAAAGUUACACACUUCCUACAUUCGACAUGAAAUAUAAGAACAACGUUGACACUGAAAGCAGUGCUCGGUCGUUUAAAGAGCACGGAUUGGAAAAACUAGACCUUUUACCCAUAGCAAACGAGCGCAACACUUUCGUGCAUGAUGACUAUAAUCCACAGAAAUUGGCAUUUUUGCAAACACACCAGCAAAAAGAAGCGGAAGAUGAGCGUUUGCUUUCUGAUCGUAAGCUUUUAGUAGUAAAACCAUCAUAUGACAAACUGAGAGGGACCCUGUUCUUCCCAGGCAGCAGAAGCCGUUACGGUCCCAGCAUUCAUAAAGGAAUAAUAAGAGGAUGACCACGGAGGCAGCGUGAAAAGAGGUUUUACUGUUAAAUGGUGAAUCCAAAUGAUAAAAUUUGUCAUGUUGAGGAGAGUGCGACGAGAUGCGGCAAAUAACACAUGACAGUCCCAUGCGGAGAAAUCAAGCCUACUCAAACUGAGGGCGUAAUGUAUGGAAUACUUCUUUCGCAAAUAAAAUGCAUUGUGAU
This is a messenger RNA of Puntigrus tetrazona (Sumatra barb), 3493 nucleotides long. RefSeq lists its product as uncharacterized. Lineage: Eukaryota; Metazoa; Chordata; Actinopteri; Cypriniformes; Cyprinidae. The record is from RefSeq and is a predicted model, not a curated record. The transcript is spliced from 19 exons. Bases 135 to 3302 code for a protein of 1055 amino acids.